AUUUUUCUGUGUGUGAAAAUGGCUAGAGCUUUUAUAAUUAUAUGCCUCAUAAGCGCACUUUGCUUUAUUGUAACGCAUGCACAACAUCACUACGAUGAACAUAAAAUAAGUAAUGUAAUCUGGUGCACAAAAGGUCUUGAGGAGCAGUUCAAAUGCCAAAAUCUGACUGUGGCCAUCGAACGAGAUCGGGCGCUCUUCGACGAUGUAUUUCUGAAUCUAACCUGUUUGAUGGCAUACAGUGCUGAUGAGUGCAUCCAUAAUUUGGAUCGGGAGAAGGCGCACAUCACAUCGCUGGAUGCCGGAGAUGUGUUCACCGCUGGACGUUACAACUCGCUGAUCCCAAUUAUGCAGGAGAAGCUGGAGGGUGGCUUCUUGGAAUAUAAUGCAGUGGCAGUUAUCAAAAAGAAUUCCCUGCCCGACGUGACCGAAAUACGACAUCUGCGCAAUAAACGCGCCUGCUUCCCCUGGGUGGGCAGUCUGGCUGGCUGGAUUGUGCCAAUACAUACGCUGCAACACCAUGGAGAUAUGGAAAUUGUGGAUUGCAACAAUCAGGUUAAAACUGCUGCCAACUAUUUUAAUAGUUCCUGUGCUGUCUACUCACUGAUUGAUAGAUACAAUCCCAUCGGCGACAACUCGGACAAACUGUGUGGCUUGUGUAUUGGCAAAAUUCCUCUGCGCUGUUCGUCAGCGGAUCCCUAUUUUGGCUAUGACGGUGCAUUUAGGUGCCUCCUCGAGGCGGGAGAUGUGGCAUUCUUGCGACAUUCAACGGUCUCCGAAAUGCUGCAAACCAUCGAAUUCCAAAAUAUGUCACCGGAUACGUUCCAAUUGCUGUGCCGUGAUGGCAGCCGUGUGCCCAUCGCCGAUUAUCGCCAAUGCAGCUGGGGUCAAGUGCCUUCGGAUGCGAUUGUUACCUCGUCAGCGCGUAGUUUUCGCGAACGAAAGCAAUACCAGCAGUUUUUGAAGCGCAUCACUGAGCUGUAUUCGGAUGGUGUUCGCGAGGACCCAGCUCACAGUCAGCCGCAGACUGGUGGCGGUUUUGGCACAUACGAUCGCAACAACAACUACAAUGAUCCAAAUCGUAACAAUCCCUACGACAAUUUCAAUGGCCAAUACGACAGCAACAUCAACGGCUACAAUAGGAAUAGGAAUCCCAACCAGAAUCCCUAUGAUCAAUACGAUAACUCCAAUUAUCGCAAUGAGCGAUUGGACAGCAGUUUCACCACUGAACGCAAUCAAUUUGAUGGUGGCAACACAUCGGUGCCUUAUGAAAAAUUCCGCAUUUUUGAAUCUCGAAGAUAUGGCAAAUCCAAUCUGCUCUUUCAGGAUGGAUCCCGCGCUUUGCUUUCCAUACCGGAAGACGAUCAAUCCUUUUCGAAAUAUCUGCAAAAAUCCAUUAGCUAUAUUUACGGCAUCCGUGAAUGUCCGGUGCCCUCAAUGACGUUGUGCGUCACCUCAGAUCCCGAGCUGGAGAAAUGCAUCAAAAUGAAAACCGCACUCAAGGCGCAAAUAUUGAAGCCCGAACUUAUCUGCAAAAAGAUGCAUUCGCACAUUAAUUGCAUGCAACUGAUUCAGUCUGGAAAGGCCGAUGUGGCUGUGUUUGAUGCCGGAGAUGUGUACACGGGUGGAUUGAACUACGAUUUGGUACCGUUCAUGUCGGAAAUAUACAAUUUGGGUGAACCCGAGUACUAUGUGGUCGCCGUAGCCAAAGAGGAGGAUCCCGACACUGAACUAACAUAUCUAAAGGGCAAAUACACCUGCCACACGGGCAUCAAUACUGCCGCCGGCUGGACAUAUCCCAUGGCAUUUCUCAUUUCGAAUGGUUGGAUUCGACCAUACGGCUGUGAUUCGAUUCGUGCCGCCGCCGAAUAUUUUACCAAAUCUUGUGUGCCCGGUGCCAUUAGCAGUGAAUAUAAUACGGGUGUGCCAUACGACAGCAUGUGCGAUCUCUGCCAUGGAACCAGCUAUAGAUACUGCCGUCGGGAUGCUUCGGAGGAUUACUAUGGGCAUACGGGUGCGUUCCGCUGUCUCGUUGAGGGCGGCGGGCAUGUGGCGUUCAUGAAGCACACCACCGUCAUGGAGAGCACGGGUGGCAAGCGCAAGGAAUGGUGGGCCAGGAAUGCCCUCAACGAUGACUUUGAACUGUUGUGCACGGACGGCACUCGUGCGGAACUCCAGGAUUACAAACGCUGCAAUCUGGGCAAGGUGAAGGCUAAUGCCAUCGUCACACGUGGUGGAGUCAACUACAAUGAGACACAACUGCAUGCCUACAUCAAUCUGCUGACAUAUGCCCAGCAGCUGUACGGCCGUAAGGAUGUGGAUGCAUUCAGUUUUAGUAUGUUCUCCUCACCGCUAGGACACUAUGAUCUAAUCUUCCAGGAUGCCACGAGACAAUUGCAAGUGAUACCGCAGCAGCAACGCCAUUAUGCCACCUAUCUGGGUGGCAAUUUUAUGCGGGCUCGUCGCAUUACCGAUUGCUAUGCGAGUGCUCCGCAUUUAACAUUAUCCGUAUUCUUAAUACUGGCAAAUAUGUUUGUUCUGCGAAUAGUGCUCUGAUGAGGCUCGUCACGGUUUCUCUCUAUUCCAUUCCAAAUAGGGUGAGAGUUCAUCCCGAAUGAUUUUAGACUCGUAAUUAUUUCGAAUAAACAUUUUCGAAUCUCACACAAACGACAUAAAUACAUAUCAAUAAUUCCAUAAGAGCAAUUUUUCAAUUGCUCUAACUUUCUUGAAUCUAGUGCCUUAAAAAAAACACAAUCGUCAGAAGUGAAUUGAACUAUAUAUGCCCCAAAUGUACAAUAAUUUAAUCUUAAGUCAUAAAGAUCAACAGCAUUACAAAAUAGAAGUACAAUUUUUGUUAAAUGUCAAUUUUAUAUAGUAGACAUCCGUCCGAAACGUCUAUUCAUACAAUCUACAAAUAUAUAUUUAUA
Molecule: messenger RNA, 2924 nt
Organism: Drosophila grimshawi
Lineage: Eukaryota; Metazoa; Arthropoda; Insecta; Diptera; Drosophilidae
Gene: Tsf2
Product: melanotransferrin
Exons: 7
Coding region: 19-2553 (844 amino acids)
Biological process (GO): iron ion transport
Cellular component (GO): extracellular region; early endosome; recycling endosome
Source: RefSeq, a predicted model, not a curated record